Molecule: messenger RNA, 1177 nt
Organism: Osmerus eperlanus (European smelt)
Lineage: Eukaryota; Metazoa; Chordata; Actinopteri; Osmeriformes; Osmeridae
Gene: c1qtnf9
Product: C1q and TNF related 9
Exons: 3
Coding region: 83-1105 (340 amino acids)
Molecular function (GO): protein binding
Source: RefSeq, a predicted model, not a curated record
UGACACUGCGUGUGGUGCAUCGCGUUUAAGAAGCAUCGCGUAUCAGGCAGUUUGGUGGUGAAGCGAAGGCUUUAGAAGGGCCAUGCUGGAGCUGCGACCCUGCAUCGCUCUGCUGCUCCUCCUGAUGGCGGUGCACAGCGUGGCAGCAGAUGAAGAACCCAAGAAGAGUGGAUUUGCUUGUGGACAUCCAGGAAUACCAGGAGAUCCUGGCCACAAUGGCUUGCCGGGCCGAGAUGGCCGGGAUGGGUUUAAAGGUGAAAAGGGAGACAGAGGUGAAAUGGGUGCCAGUGGACCAAAGGGACUGGAUGGAACCAAAGGAGACAAGGGGGACAUUGGUACAGAAGGUCUAGUCGGACCUAAAGGCAGGCGGGGAGAGAAUGGAGAAAGGGGGCCUCCCGGUAAGAUGGGCCCCCAGGGCGUCCCGGGGCCUAUGGGUCUGAAGGGCCCCAAGGGGGAGCUUGGAUUACCAGGACCCCCCGGGCUCAAGGGAGAUGUGGGGCCUAUAGGGCCAGAGGGCCCGAAGGGGGAAAUCGGAGAUCAGGGGGACCGAGGCAUCCAGGGGCCCUUAGGACCUCCAGGACGACCUGGUCCCAAAGGAGAUUUUGGCCCACCAGGCAACAAAGGCAGCAUAGGCUAUCGGGGGGAUAGAGGGGCAAGGGGAGAAUCUGGGGAGAAGGGUGAAAAGGGGGACACAUUCGUUCUCCCCAAAAGCGCCUUUUCCGUCGGUCUCACCGAACAAUCCAAACUCCCACCGGCCAAUUCACCGAUCCGGUUUGACAAAAUCCUCUACAACCGUCAGAAUCACUACGACCCCAAGACAGGCCGGUUCACCUGCGUGGAGGCCGGGGCCUAUUACUUCACCUAUCACAUCACCGUGUUCUCCCGCAACGUGAAGGUGGCGCUGGUGAAGAACGGAGCGAAGGUCAUCCACACCACGGACAACUACCAGAGCAGCGAAGACCAGGCUUCUGGGGGCACCGUGCUACACCUGGAAGUGGGGGACAAGGUGUGGCUGCAGGUGGCUGGGGGUGAGCUCUUCAACGGGCUGUUCGCCGAUGAGGAUGAUGACACCACCUUCUCUGGGUUCCUGAUCUUUGGUGCCUGAUGGAGGUCGUUGCUUCAUAGGAUGGUUGACUUUGCGGACCGUUAUUGAGGAUGUCUGCUCAUGUGUAGGUGA